AGUAACGGGAGAGACGCCCAGUCAACAUCUGAGCGCAGGAUGGCUGAGGAAGAAGUUGAGAAGAUUAUUCAUCACACCAAGCGUAUUUUUAUCAACAACCUUGACUCCUAUGCCUCGAAAUGUAUCGCAAAGUUCUUGUCUGCCUGUGUAGUGGGUGCGUCCCUGGUUGAAACUGACGAGCCAGAGGUGGAGGAAGGGGAAGAGAGGCUAUCAAAAGAUGACCAUCCAAAAGUCAAAGACGGAACCUUUCAAAUUGUCGGAACUAUUGCAAACAAAAACGAAAGAAGACCAAGUUAUGUGUUGGAUCAAUAUUUUCAACUGAAAAGGGAAGAACUCCUGGAGCGCCUAAUGGAGUGUGAUAUCAUAAUUUACAACAUCACUGAGGAUGCUGACCAGAUGGAGGAGGCCUCUUGGGUAAUCUCAGCCCUUCAUGCUGAGAUGGCCAGGUUCAGUCAGCCAAAGAUGUUCAUCCUCAUAUCAACUGUAAUGACCUGGGCUCUCAGCAAGCCUGUCGAUGCGGAUGACCCUGAGAUUCCAUUCACUGAGGAAGACUACAGGAGAAGAAGAGCCCAUCCCAACUUCAAAGAGCAUAUCAACGUUGAAAAACUUGUGGUCAAAAUGGGCAAAACGAAAAGUUCAUUGCUCUCCACAUACGUAGUGGCCUCAGGAGUUCAGUAUGGAAUGGGAGAGCAAGUCUUCCACUUCUUCUUCAAGACAUCUUGGUUGGGAGACUUGCCCAAAGUCCCUAUCUUCGGAGAAGGCACCAAUGUAAUUCCUACUAUUCACAUCAAUGAUCUUGCAGGUGUGAUCCAGAAUGUAAUUGACCACAAGCCAAAACCACAUUACUUAGUCGCUGUGGAUGAUUCCAAGACCACUAUCGAUGACAUUGUAAAGACAAUAGCCGAUGUGGUGGGGCCAGGAAAGACCAAGAGAGUGCCAAAAGAGGAUGCUUUUCUCACUCGGGAUUUGAGACAAAUGGACAUUGAUGCUCUGUUUGUCAACCUUCGGAUUGAGGCUGUCUACCUGAAAGAGAGCUUCAACAUCCACUGGGUGUGUGAGUCUGGUCUCAUAGACAACAUUGACCGUGUUGUGGAGGAAUACAAGCAAACCAGGGGCCUGCUGCCCAUCCGAGUGUGUAUCAUCGGCCCUCCAGCGGUGGGAAAGAGCACAGUAGCAGAGAGGAUCUGUAAACACUACAAACUGCACCACAUCAGACUCAAGGAAACUAUCACUGAGACCCUUGCACACCUGGAGUCUAUCGUUAGGAUGGAGGACGGAGAGACUGAGGCAGAGGAUUCUGCCACCUCAUCAGAACUCCUGGAGACUUUGAAGGAGAACAUGGAUCAAAAUGGAGGUCGACUGGAUGACCAGUAUGUGAUCAGGAUCAUGAGAGACAAGCUGAAGUCAAAGCUGUGCAGGAACCAGGGUUUUGUCCUGGACAGCUUUCCCAAGACAUAUGAACAGGCCAAGGACCUGUUCUAUGCUGAUGAUGAUGAGCCAGAGGAUAUGAGGUCAAAGAUCCCUCCAUUCAACAAGAAGAUAAUUCCAGAGUUUGUGUUCUCCCUGGAUUCCUCCGAUGCAUUCCUGAAGAACCGUGUCCUGAACCUCCCGGAGAGCCUGGUGGAGGGAACGUCCUAUUCCCAGGAGCAGUUCCUGCGCCGCCUUGCCAGGUUCCGGGAGAGCAACGUGGAGGACGAGACCGUCCUCAACUACUUUGAAGAGCUAGAUAUUCACCCGGAGCACAUUGAUAUCACCAGCAGUGACGACCAGGAGUACCUGGUGGUGACAGAGCGGAUCAUCAAGUCAGUGGGCAAGCCUAAGAACUACGGCCCCACCAGCCAGGAGCUGGAGGAGGAGGAGAGGAGGAGCGCAGACCGCCGGCUGAGAACGGAGGCCCAGAAGAGGGCUGACACAGAGAGGCGGGAGACAGAGGAGGCCCAGCAGAGAGCAGCCCGCUGGGAGGAGUGGAGUAAGUGUCUGGAGGAGGUGAAGAAGCAGGAGCAUGAUCUCCUGGAGGUCCAGGCUGUUCCCCUGAGAAACUAUCUGAUGAAGAACGUCAUGCCCACUCUCACCCAGGGCCUCAUCGAGUGCUGCAAGACCAGGCCUCAGGACCCCGUUGAUUUCCUGGCAGAAUAUCUCUUCAAGAGCAACCCCCAAGUCGAGUGAAAUGGGACUUGUCUUCAGGAUUUAUAACCUCAUAUCAGUACCAUCUACAAUGCAGAUUUGUACUCACAUCAUAUUUAAAAGUGAUUUAGUAAAAGCCUUUUCUCGCAAGAGUUUUUAUUUUGAUUAUAUUUAGGGGGGAUUCUUAUACAUUUACAGUAUAUUGUAGCUGUGUUAUA
Molecule: messenger RNA, 2342 nt
Organism: Oncorhynchus keta (chum salmon)
Lineage: Eukaryota; Metazoa; Chordata; Actinopteri; Salmoniformes; Salmonidae
Gene: ak7b
Product: adenylate kinase 7b
Exons: 18
Coding region: 40-2166 (708 amino acids)
Biological process (GO): nucleobase-containing compound metabolic process
Cellular component (GO): cytoplasm
Molecular function (GO): ATP binding; AMP kinase activity
Source: RefSeq, a predicted model, not a curated record